Funneliformis geosporum is the source of this 765-nucleotide messenger RNA. NCBI's taxonomy places the organism in Eukaryota, Fungi, Glomeromycota, Glomeromycetes, Glomerales, Glomeraceae. The record is from the annotation of a GenBank genome assembly.
AUGAUCCUUACCAGACCAAGUUUUGAUACUGUAGCUAGGUUUAAUGAAUUGCCUAGUCUUUGGGAAGCUAUUGAAGCAAGAAAGAAACAAGUUACUGAGGAGACUUUUAAGACUUUAGGACAACUCUUCGUGGACUAUCAUAUUGAAAAUAUUUUUGGCCUUGCUCUUUUGCAUAACCAUUUUUUGCUUGAAGAAGGCGAGAUUUUACUUGGGACCGGUUCAUUAUCUGAUGAACAACAAAAAGUAAUUAGCCAACCAAUUAAAAGCGACAAAUUGACUUCUCCUGUUCAAGGAUCUAAUUGGAGAAUUACUCCGGAUAAUUUAUACGUACCUUAUGAAUUUAGACUUGAAGACGAUCAUAAGGUAAAUAGUUACCUUUUAUCAUAUUUUGAUUUCAACCUCAUACUUACCUUUCAUUCCAAUUCUUCAUUGCAUCCAUUAUACCUAAAGAAAAUAGACUUCUCCUCUUCUGAAAUUCAGUCGUUUCUUGAAGAAUUUUCAAGAAAGUUAAAUGAACUCGACUUAGCAAAUGUUUUUGCCAUAUGUGCUAUUGAUACCGAUAGUUUUCUUCCUGGAAUUGAAAAAACUGAAGAAAGAAAGAAUAUUACAGUUCCUCUUACUGAUUCGGAUAAACCUGAUGAUCAAUUUGAAGCAGUUUGGAAUUUUAAGCAUGGUCCUAAAAAACCAAUUGAACGAGGAUGUUCUAAUUAUUGCCAACCAUUUGAAAACGGCAAGCAUGGUAAAUUUCAUAGACGGACGAAAUAA